Molecule: messenger RNA, 2994 nt
Organism: Brassicogethes aeneus
Lineage: Eukaryota; Metazoa; Arthropoda; Insecta; Coleoptera; Nitidulidae
Source: the annotation of a GenBank genome assembly
ACUGUAAAUGGAAAAACGAAGACAACACACCAAUGAAAAAGUGCCUAUUAAAAAUAUUUUAUCUAAUGUUUAUCUAAUUUGAUAUUAUUAUUUAAAAUGUAAAGUCUUAUCUUGAAAAUAAAACUGACUAAUCACCAAAAUAUGUGAGAUAUUGUUGGCAAAUGAAAAUAAGGAAUAAUGGAUGAUGGAGCGAGUGUAGGGGAUAAUAAAACAGCGAAAAUGGGGGCUUCCAAUAACCCAAACGCUGAUAGAUUCGCGGCCUUACAAGAAAAGAAAAAACAAUUAGAGGAAACCUUAGAGAAACGAAUAAAAGAACUUCAACAAUUAUGUAAACAAGAAACCGAAUUGACAGGCAGUAUACCACCUGAAACUCCCAUAGACGCAGGUGAAAAUCUGCCAUUUAGAAGACGUGUUGGCACAGCCUAUCAACUAUCGGAAAGUUUAGUUAAAAACCCUGAUCACAAUGAGUUGGAAUUGCAAAUACAAAUACACAUGCAAUUGGCCGAAGCUGCAGCGGAUUUGGCCAAUGAAAAUAAGUCUAAGACUCUAAGAAGACAUCACCUUGCCGAGUACCAAAAACACAAGCAGACAUGCAUGAUAUUGAGGGAGAAAUUGACAAAUUUAAAGGACAAAGCUGCCGACCAAGUGAAGCAAAAGAAAAAACAUAGAUCCUCGGAAUCGGAUGACAACGUUUCAGUGAAUACGAUGGCGACAAGUGAACCUUUUGUUAAGAGCAAUAUGAGGCAAAGCCUGAGAUCUCUGAAGCAACCAAUGCAACAAAAUGAGAACAAUGUUGAGCUGAGGUAUUCGAUGCCUGGCUCCUACCACUUUUACAGGGGCUCCGAGAUUCCCUACUUGCAAAGACACGACGAUGGUUUAACGUCGGGCUUCUAUGCUCUCAGCCUUAAUGGUUACAAAAGCUACAUGGAGCGGCGAGAGAACAUAAAUUACAAUACUCAAAGUGCGGUUCAUUUGCCGCAGUACGCUACCUACCAACAGCACGGCUCUCAAAUGCAAAACAACUACACUUUUCAUCAAAGAUCUCCCCCGCAAAAUUAUCACCACCCCAAUGUACAUUACCCCGAGCAUAGAUACAGCAAUAUCUCCAACCCCCCACAUCAGUACCGACAAUCUAGUUCAAACGUUAGCAAUUUUUUAAGUUACAAGCCAAACCAGCAGUACUACCCCUCGCAGUCUUUCUCGCACUCUAACAUAAGACAGUACCAAACGUUACCUGACCCCAACACAUACAGAAACCCCCAUCAAAUUCAACCCCACCAACAGUACGAACAUAAUGUCGUCGGGGCCGGCUUGGGGGGCUGUUGGAGGAGCAUGGAGAACGGGGAGAUGGUGUGGUGCAACUCCAGCGCCGCGGAAUCCAAUUGGGAGCGCGAUAAGGGUUUUGGUAGCUUGGAUCGGAGAAAAAAUAAAAGGGUUUCGAAGCGGAUAUCUCCGACGGUCGAUAAUAAAAGCGCCACUAUAGCAAGUCCUUCUUACACGGAUCACGUUAGAACGGCUUCAGUUAAAUCACAUAUUAUAACUAGAAGACAAGAAAAUAGACAACUCAUUAGAACACAGUCACUGGGUAGUGUUGGCGCCCAAACUGUAGUGGACAGUGUUUGCCCGAGUGACGAUAAUUCAUCAAUAAACAGUGAUACUCAUAGCAUUAACGAAAUAAACCUUAACUCGCGAAAACCGAAAGAAAAAGAAUGGUUGGAGACUUCCCUGGACGGUCCCGUUUCCCCCACUCACUCCAUAGUAUCCCACACGCAAUCGACGACGUCGACGAUUUCGAACUCCGGCAUGCGCAUGAGCAGCCACUCGCCGCACAGCAUGCAUCUACCCCCGCCCCCGCAUUACAACGUACCACCUCCCCCUCCGCCGCCGCACUACAACAUGCCGCCUCCCGCCCCGUCGCCCUCGAUGCCGCCCCCGCUGAUUUUGUCGCCCGACGAAAAGUACAUGCAACCGCCUCCGUUAACUCCGAAACCUUCCUUGGAGAUACCGGCGGAAUCGAAUAGAUCGCCCAGAGUGCCCGACGGCAAUAUCGAAAUGUUCAACAACAAUAUACCCGAGAAUUGCACGGUGGUGCAGGCCGGAUACGAGGAAACAAAACCCUUCGAAAUGUCGGAUUUCUACAAAUACUCGACCAAGUACAAAAAAUCGCCUGCUAAAGAGCCAGAGGUCCGGCAAAGAGAGGGGGAGGGGAACGCGCAGAAGUGCCUGAAUCAGCAGUUUGACGAGCAUAACAACUAUCAACCUGAGUUGCCUGCUAAACCGCUUCAUUACAGAAAUAGUAACAUCAGUAUGGACAGUCCUGAUACUUCGAAUAGUAACAUAAACAACAGUUUGAACCUAAGUCAAAUAUCAGCCGUAGCUGAUAAUUUUUCGGCAGAAAUGAAUGCGUGGUAUAAAGAGCAUCAAAUUGACAACAACAAUACAAAUGGAUCGAAUUCGAAGAGUAGAUCCACUGCAACACUAGUUUAAGAAAGUACUAUGCAAUAAAUUAUUUUUUUAAUAUAUAUCUGUAUAUAUUUUGUUUAUUAUUAAAUAUACCUAAUGGUGUAAUUAUAGGUAGAGACUUUAUCCAAAAAAAUUAUUAGUUUGGUUGAAUAGACAGAUACUUUACUUUUGAAAUCAAUUAAAAUAUUUGUUACUUCCUUAAUUUUUUUGCCUUACGUUAUCUCAUUACAUUAUAUUUAUUUUAAUUUUUUAUUUAAUUAAGUGGUUUAGUUUAAUGUUUUAUAAAAAAUCAUAUUAGUUCUUUUUAAAUCACCAUUUGAUCUCAAACCUUCAAUAGAAUUUAAGGGUUAUGAUUAUGUAAAAAUAUAUUUAUUUGUAUAAGCACCAAGUGCCUGAUAAUAGUUGAAAAAAUAUUGGUCGUGAUCGAACAAAUAUUUUGGGUUUUAUACAGUAAACCAAAGGAAUGUGCCUUUUAUAGGUUUUGUAUAAAUGCAUAUUUUUAUAAAAGUCAAUAAAGUUUUAUUUAACGAU